Messenger RNA from Dentiscutata heterogama, 1884 nucleotides. The record is from the annotation of a GenBank genome assembly. NCBI's taxonomy places the organism in Eukaryota, Fungi, Glomeromycota, Glomeromycetes, Diversisporales, Gigasporaceae.
AUGCAAGAUAAAUUGCUGUCCCUUUUAUCCAAACAAUAUAAUGAUCUCUUUAAAUCUGGUGAAUUUUUUGAUGUGAAUAUCGAAGUAGGCGAAGGAUCAAAUACGAAAGAAUUUCAAGCUCAUUCUCUUAUUUUAAGAAUUCGUUCUCCUUAUUUUCAAGCUGCUCUAUCAAAUGGAUGGGUGAAAAGCAAGAAUGGCGUAAUGGUUUUGAAGAAACCUAAUAUUUCACCUGAAGUUUUUGAAGUUCUUCUCAGUUAUGUUUACAGUGGAACUAUUGACCUUGUCAGAACGGACCCGAGAAUUCUUAUCGAAUUGCUCCCAGCGGCUGAUGAAUUGUUCCUUACAGAGUUAUGCGACCAUCUUGAAGAGCAUCUUAUCGAUUAUAAUGUCAGAUCUUCGAUAAAACAGAAUUUUGUCCUUUCACAUCGCAUAGCGAGGCAAAAUCGGUUUGAAAAAUUUACUGAAUUAUGUGAAAGAAUUCUCGCUCAAGAUCCCGGCGCAUUAUUCAACGCUAAAGAUUUCUCUGACAUAGAACAAGAUGUUUUAUUAUCUAUUUAUCGAGAUUGUAACUCUCAAUUUAGAGAAAUAGAUUUAUGGAAUAAAUUAUUAGAAUGGUCAAUCAUGAAUUCUCCAUCAUUACCUUCAGAAAUAUCACAAUGGACGACGGAUGAUAUCUCAACUUUUGGUACUUUGGCAAAACCUUUUAUCCAAUAUAUUAAUCUUAUUUACAUAUCACCAGACGAUUUUUUUCAUAAAAUUAGACCUUUUCGUAAAAUUUUUGACGUAGAGUAUUAUAUACAAAUCUUGGAAUAUCAUACGUUUACGCAACUUAGAGAAAAUACACUUUUCAAUAGACCUAUUCAACCGAAUUUGGAUUCAAAGAUAAUUUCUGAACAACAUACGACUUUGAUCUCUAAAUGGAUUAACUCAUUUAAAGUUGAUGUUGACGUUAAUUCUUCUAAUAAUUCUCCACAACCAACUUAUCAAUUUAAAUUAUUAUUACGAGGAAGUCGUGAUGGUUUCACACCAAAAAUGUUUCAUGCUUAUUGUGAUCAUAAAGGUCCUACCGUUACCAUUGUUUACACCAAAAAAAAGAAAAUUAUUGGAGGAUAUAAUCCUUUAUAUUGGCAUUCAAGAUUUAUUGGACAUUCAAUGGACAAUUAUGAAAGAACUAAUGAAAGUUUUAUUUUUUCUUUAGACCCAAAACUUGCUGAUGAUUCUAUUGUCAGUAAGAUUGUUGAUGAAAAAUAUGCCAUUUAUCAACGUAUUUAUGCUGGUCCUUGUUUUGGUAAUGGUGGUGAUUUAAUAAUUAAAGAGAAAGCUGGUUUCUGUUAUAAAAAAAGUUAUGAAAAAUGUAUUAUACAAGAUGGUGAAAGUAAUGAAUUUUUGAUUGAUGAUUAUGAGGCUGAUCACGAGCUUUGCGCAAAUAGAAGAAAAUACAUUGAAUCUAGCAGUAGCACAAAAGAUUUGGAACUUGCAGAAAAAAUUUUAACUUGGAUGAAAAAUGUAGACAUACCAUUAUCCGCACCAAGUUCUCUUUUUGAUAAACCAAAAAAUGAGGCCAUCAAAAUAUGUCUAUGGAGAGUUGAAUUAAAUGAUUACAAACUCAGGAGAGUUCGAACUUUCAUCGGAAGUUCCUGCAUUGAUGAAAGAUGUAUACAAUUUCAGGACGAAAUAAAGACUCUUUGGAUCUUAAAUCUGAGCGAUAACGAUUCUCUUAAUAGAUAUAAGAAUGAUUUGAAGGAUGAAAACUGUGAAAUAAUUACUUUAAACUUCGAGGGCAAAAAUAGUGAUAGUAAUGAGCAUGCUGGUUGUUCAAUACUGGCUUAUAUCUUAUCGCAAUGCUUUCCACGUGCUACUUUUCAAAACCAUUCUGCAAAUAGA